This is a messenger RNA of Phragmites australis (common reed), 1610 nucleotides long. RefSeq lists its product as uncharacterized. Bases 85 to 1422 code for a protein of 445 amino acids. The transcript is spliced from 7 exons. Lineage: Eukaryota; Viridiplantae; Streptophyta; Magnoliopsida; Poales; Poaceae. The record is from RefSeq and is a predicted model, not a curated record.
CAGUUCUCUCACCACACCACUCCGCCGUUCACACUUCCCUUUUCUCCUCCCCCUCCCCUCUUCCUCCUCGUGAAGGCUGCUGCCAUGGCCGUGAACAAGGUGGACGCCAAGGAGAGGGAGAAGACCGAGGCCGUCCGCAAGUUGCUGCGCAAGCAGGCCCCGCUCUCCGCCAAGCAGGCGCAGUACUGCAACGACGCGUGCGUGGAGCGGUUCCUGCGGUCGCGGGGGGAUAGCGUGAAGAAGGCGGCGAAGCACCUGAGGACCGUCCUGUCAUGGAGGGAGACCGUCGGAGCUGAUCACAUCAUGGCCGACGAGUUCUCCGCGGAGCUCGCCGAUGGCGUGGCCUUCGUCGCCGGCCACGACGACGACGGCCGCCCAGUUGUGGUGUUCCGAAUCAAGCAGGACUACCCCAAGUUCCACUCCCAGAAAUCGUUCGUGCGCCUGCUGGUGUUCACUCUGGAGGUGGCCGUCGCAUGCAUGUCCCGCUUCGUGGACCAGUUCGUCCUCCUCUUCGAUGCAAGCUUUUUCCGGUCGGCGUCAGCUUUCCUCAACCUGCUCAUGGGCACGCUCAAGAUCGUCGGCGACUAUUACCCCGGCCGCCUCCACCGCGCCUUCGUCAUCGACCCGCCCUCACUCUUCUCCGUCCUUUGGAAGGGAGUGAGGCCGUUCGUGGAGCUGGCGCCGGCGACGGCGGUGGUGUGCUCGCUGGACUUCGAUGACUCGCUGGAGGACGCAUCGUUCAUGGCGUAUCCGCGGACGGCGUCGCUGCGGUUCGAGCCGGCGGCGGCGGCGGCGGUCGUGGGUAAGGCGGGCGUGGGCUCGGCCUCGUCGCGGUUCUCCGUCAUCCCCACCGACAACCCCAUCAAGCCGUGGUACCUCUCCACCAUCCCGGCCUCGGUGGGCUCGCGCUGCGUGGUGCCGACCUCCAGCAGCCCGUCGCUCGUCGGCGCUUCCCCGCUCUCCGCGCGCUCCUUCUCCUUCGCCUCGCCCGCCGCGCUGCGCUCGACGGCGGCCACGCCGCCUCCGUUCCAGCGAGGCGGCGUGCCGCUGACGCUGUCCUCCGCCGCCAAGGGACAGAAGACACCGCCACCGCCGAUGCCGCAGCAGUUCCCGCGGACGCCGCGGCCGUCGUUCCUGCAGUCGCCGUCGAUGCUGUUCGCGUUCCGGAAGGACGGGCAAGCCAGCCGCGGCGAGCGCGAGCGCGAGUCCUUCCUCCCGUUCCUGCGCUUCUACCGCCGACCCUACGACGAGAUAUCCUACCGCGCCAAGAUGCGUCCCCCGCUCGGCGGCCUCAUAUCCAUCGUUAGCGAGAAGUUCAAGCAGAAGCCGGUGCAGCAGCCGCUGCGCCGACACGCGGGACUGCACCCGCAGCAGCAGCAGCACCAUCACCACCACCAUCAGCAGCAGCAGCAGAGGAUCUGAUCUGGUUCUGCAUGAAUCAGUCCAGGCGACUAGAGAAUUUUCUCCAUACAACAUAAUCCGAUGCUAUAUUAUGCUAAGUUAAUCUUUUGCCAACUUUUCCCCCAGUACUUAGUGCGUAGUAUGAUAUUCCUUGAACCCGUGUACAAUAACAGCCCUGAAAAUGUGAUUAAAAUCGACCCCUUUCUGCA